AUAUCGCACAUAUUAUUGAGACCAACUAGCAACAUAGAAAGCACAAUAUUGUACCAAUAAUGGCAGCCAAAAUAUUUUGCCUCAUUAUGCUCCUUGGUCUUUCUGCAAGUGCUGCUACGGCGAGCAUUUUCCCGCAAUGCUCACAAGCUCCUAUAGCUUCCCUUCUUCCCCCAUACCUCUCACCAGCGAUGUCUUCAGUAUGUGAAAAUCCAAUUCUUCUACCCUACAGGAUCCAACAGGCAAUCGCAGCAGGCAUCUUACCUUUAUCACCCUUGUUCCUCCAACAAUCAUCAGCCCUAUUACAGCAGUUACCUUUGGUGCAUUUAUUGGCACAAAACAUCAGGGCACAACAACUACAACAACUCGUGCUAGCAAACCUUGCUGCCUACUCUCAGCAACAGCAGUUACCUUUGGUGCAUUUGUUGGCACAAAACAUCAGGGCACAACAACUACAACAACUCGUGCUAGCAAACCUUGCUGCCUACUCUCAGCAACAACAGUUUCUGCCAUUCAACCAACUAGCUGCAUUGAACUCUGCUGCUUAUUUGCAGCAACAACAACUACUACCAUUCAGCCAGCUAGCUGCUGCCUACCCCCGGCAAUUUCUUCCAUUCAACCAACUGGCAGCAUUGAACUCUCAUGCUUAUGUACAACAACAACAACUACUACCAUUCAGCCAGCUAGCUGCUGUGAGCCCUGCUGCCUUCUUGACACAGCAACAUUUGUUGCCGUUCUACCUGCACACUGCGCCUAACGUUGGCACCCUCUUACAACUGCAACAAUUGCUGCCAUUCGACCAACUUGCUUUGACAAACCCAGCAGUGUUCUACCAACAACCCAUCAUUGGUGGUGCCCUCUUUUAGAUUGCUUAUGAGUUAUAGUUCAAUAAUAAAGUUUUUUUUGCUGAUA
This is a messenger RNA of Zea mays, 909 nucleotides long. Its product is annotated as alpha zein. Gene Ontology annotation, molecular function: nutrient reservoir activity. The transcript has a single exon. NCBI's taxonomy places the organism in Eukaryota, Viridiplantae, Streptophyta, Magnoliopsida, Poales, Poaceae. The record is from RefSeq and is marked validated. Bases 60 to 863 code for a protein of 267 amino acids.